Diprion similis is the source of this 2079-nucleotide messenger RNA. RefSeq lists its product as uncharacterized. The record is from RefSeq and is a predicted model, not a curated record. The transcript is spliced from 4 exons. NCBI's taxonomy places the organism in Eukaryota, Metazoa, Arthropoda, Insecta, Hymenoptera, Diprionidae. Bases 1 to 2079 code for a protein of 692 amino acids.
AUGUCAAGUCAUCAGAGUGAUUUUGUAAAUGCUGAUGUACUGGAUCCAGAUGACCCAGAAACGUCUGUAACUGAAAACCGAGACGUAGACAAAAAUGAGCACAGCACACGUUCUAGUCGUACGACUCGUACGAUACCCAUUGUAUUGGAUGGCAAAUUCUUCAAGAUUAUUAAACAGAAAGACGAAAACGUGCAAGCAGAAUGUACGCAGUGCAAACGCACGAUCAAGGGUCGAUUUGGUGCGACGACGAAUUUUUUAAACCAUCUCAAGGUGAAAGGUCAUUCCAUAGAGGAAUAUUUGAAGUACAAAAGUACACAGGAAAAGAACCCAUUGAAGAGGCUCAGAGAUGAUAAUAAUACUAUGAAUACUCAAGUAUCAAAAAAACCAAAACAGAAUAUACUACCCAACGCCUUCUCACGUAAUAGUCAAAACACAGCGGACGAACUAAUCACAUCAUUUGUUGUUGAGACGAUGUCUCCAAUGUCUAUUGUAGAACACGAAGCAUUCAAAAAACUCAUAUCUGGCAUCCAUAAGCUGCAAAAUCCUAUCUCGGUAAUGACAAGGAAAACACUCCAUACGAAAAUUGACAGGAUGAAUACCGAUAUCAUGAAAAUUCUGUUAUCGACGUUAGAGUCGAUUGAGUACGUAUGUACUACAGCCGACAUUUGGUCAUCAUCAAAGCGCAGUUUUCUUGGGGUCACUGUACACUGGAUAGAUGACACUUUCGAAAGACAGAGCGCCGCCUUAGCCUGCCGCAGAUUCAAGGGUACUCAUUCCUACGACAAAAUCGCAGAAUUACUCCACGAUAUACAUAGUGAAUUUAAACUUGAUUCAAAAAAAAUUGUUAAAACUACAACUGACAAUGCGUCAAACAUGGUAAAAGCUUUCAACAUGUACAGUCAGCAUGAAAACUCAAACAAUCUUGAGGAAGACGAUAAUGAUGACGAAGACGAAAACGAAAUCCUGUUCACUGGAAUUGGUCAAGAUAAUUUUACCAACGACAGUAACGACCUAGUACUACCAGAACAUCAACGAUGUGCAAGUCACACUCUUAACCUGAUCGCUGCUGUAGAUAUCAAAGCAGCGUUAAAACCAUCCUCUGGUAGUUCCGUUUAUAAUAGAGUUCAUCACUCUGCGUUUGGAAAAUGUUCUUCUCUAUGGACUCUCACAUCAAGAUCUCCGAAAGCAGCAGAGACGUACAAAGAUAUAACUAAAAAAUCCCCCAGUUCGCCGUGUCCAACUCGAUGGAAUUCGACAUACGAUUGUCUCUGCGAUUUAAUGAAAGUUAAGGAUUUCCUUGGAGAAGUAUGCCAUGCAUUGGAACGUCCAAAAUUCAAAGAGACUGACUUUGAAUUCAUGGCGGAAUAUAUUGAGUGUAUGCAACCCAUCGCCCAAGCCUUGGAUAGACUGCAAGGGCAAAAGAAUUGUUUUUAUGGCGAACUAUUACCGAUCUUACUGCAAGUACGAAAAGCCCUUUUGAAGUUGCAGCUGCGUCAUUUGAAGUACUGUUCACGUUUAGUGGAAGUCCUUCUAGGAAGUUUGGAGACGAGAUUCCACGAUUUUUAUUCGUUUUCGUCCCAAACCAAUGAUGCAAUACUAGCAUCUGUGAGCCAUCCUUUCUUUAAACUUCGAUGGGUGCCAAAAGAGAAAAGAAACGAUGUAAAAGAUCUCCUUUUGAACGAAGUCGAAUCUUUGUACAGCAGGAAUGAUUCCAAAAAGGUCAAUGACAAGAAUGACACGACCGGAUACAGUGACAGCAGUCAAAGUUUCUUUUUGUUUGAAGAAGGAACGUCCUCAGAUGAAAGUAGUUUGAAUGUUUCCACCAAAAACAGUGUCCAACUACAAUGUUUGCAAUACAUACAAAACGGUGACACGUCGUUGGAUUCUUUGAAUCACUAUCCAGCAAUAAAAGCCCUGUUUUUCAAAUACAAUACGGCACUACCCUCGUCCGCACCAGUCGAGCGCUUGUUCUCGUAUGGUGGCAUGGUGAUGAGGCCGAGUAGGCGAAGCAUGGACGAUGCUACGUUUGAGUCACAAUUACUUGUGAAGGCAAAUAUGUCAUUAAAAAAAAGAAAGUGA